Clupea harengus (Atlantic herring) is the source of this 4863-nucleotide messenger RNA. Its product is annotated as potassium voltage-gated channel subfamily A member 6a. The record is from RefSeq and is a predicted model, not a curated record. Gene Ontology annotation, cellular component: voltage-gated potassium channel complex; membrane. Gene Ontology annotation, biological process: action potential; potassium ion transmembrane transport; protein homooligomerization. Gene Ontology annotation, molecular function: protein binding; delayed rectifier potassium channel activity. Lineage: Eukaryota; Metazoa; Chordata; Actinopteri; Clupeiformes; Clupeidae.
CAUAAGGGGGGGGGGCCCAUCUGCUUGCGGCCGGCUGGGUAGAGGAUAUAACAUGGGAAUGGUUUGUUUCCCACAAAAAGGCAAACUGCAGAAUAUGUAUUUUUGAUUUAAAUACUUAUCUACAGAUUGAAGUUAUACAUAUAGGUGCUCCAUACAGUAUGGGGGCAUAUGGACACAGAAAUACAAAACCCUGUCUUUUAAAUGGCAAAGAACUCCUAAGUACCUAAAAGCGUAAGCAAUGAGAAACAUAUCCUUAAAGACAUUCAAACACAUUCAUAUGGCCACUUUUAAUGCCAUAUUUCAUAUCAUAAUUUGAAUUAAAUGAAACUCAGUAGGUAGCCAGAUUGUUUCAGAAGUCCCUGCAAAAUAAACGUCUAAAGACCAGGAACAACAAGGAAAUAUUCCCAUCUUGGGCCAUGUAGGCAUUUCUGAACAACCAGCACUUCAUCUUGACCCUCCCCUACUGAAUUAGAGAAAACCCAGUGUUUUUUUGUUUUUUUUACUGUUCUCACGUUCAUCAACCCCAUGUGGUCACCACUUCAUGUGUUUGAAUUCGGCUGUUUCCUGGGAACGCUGACCUCCUGACAUCUUGACUUGACCCAGGCAGUUGUUUAGUGACUGUAGAAUGCUUACAAAUUAUCAUCGGGCGGCACCAUGUCCUGACACUGACAUCUGACACUGACACUCAACACUAGUAAUGAACUAGCUGAAGGGCUCCCUGGUCUUAACAGAAGUGUUUACUAGAUUAGAGACAGACCCUUAACUUUGGAGCAAUGCCUUUCACCUUUUACCUCAGGGACUGUGACACUGACAGAGGGCUCAGCUGCAUCAUGUCCUUUGUCAGAUGUGCACCUGGUGCGUAGGACUAGAGGGUGUAGUUUCCAUAGCACUUUUUGAUUGUCCUUUGUUGUCCUUUUCAGUACUAUGAUUCAGUGGACACAGCUCCAAAAUCCAUUCAGCUCAGUUAAAAUAUCGGUUAUUAUGACUCAAAGAUGAAAGUCUACAGGGAAAAUCUUUUCCUACACACUCGCUUUGACUUACAUUUAGUCAUUGAGCAGACGCUUUUGUCCAAAGCGAAGUACAAGGGAGAGAGACUUGUUCCUUUAGUUACAUUUAGUCAUUUAGCAGACGCUUUUGUCCAAAGCUAGUUGAUCCGCUAGUUGAUCCGGCUUCCACCACGUGGAACUUGUUUAAUGUGUUUGGUACUAAACUGCAUUUGGAAUCUUAUUCAAGUUACAGAGAGAGACCUUUACUGUGUCGCUGUGAAAACAUGACAGCAACAGAGUGUGUAAAGACAUCAAGACAGAAUGGUUUCAUAAUAAGGUAACUGAAGUCACAUUAAACGCAAAUAGCGUAGUAAACACACCUUGCUCGGAUUCAAUAAAUCUAAUGGGGAAUGUUCUGUUGCAGACCAUGACAUAUCAGUUUACCCCAUCAUGUUUUUGCCAGCAGUAGAUGCCAGGCUCUGUCUGAAAACUUUGAUGUUGGAGGGAUAUAAAAUCUAAAUUUAAGGUUAGCUCUCUCUCCCUCUCAUAAGUUAAAUUGAGUACAUCCUACUUGUGGAACUAAACAGAAAGGCAAGAAUGUGAAUGAAGGCACUAUCUGCUCUAUUCCAAAGAUGUACUAUACUUUUGGAAGAAAAGCUACUCAGUGAUAUAAUUUAGCAUGUGAAAAAAUAUAAAAAUACAGGAUAAUUUUAUCUUAUAAAAUAUAAAUGUAUUAUUUGAUAUGAUGACCUCAAAGAAAGGUCACGUUUUAAGUGUCCAUGUUCCUGGUGGUAAAAUCGAACCCUUGGAAUGGGAGUGUUAUUUUGGCAUCCUCAAGACGUUAUCCUUGGUGGAUACUCAGAUGUCAGUCAAGCCAGCAGUUUCCACUGCCACAGUCAGGACAGACAGAUUCUCUGCAUUAAACUAUACCUUACUCUCAACAAAGAUCCAAUGCAUAGAUAGGAAGUAAAGGCAAAUUGAUCUUCAAAUCUGUGGUAAUUGCAAAAACAUCUUUCACAUCUUUUCUCAAUAUUUCACAAGAUCAUACUAAAAUGAUUUCCUUUUUAAUUUAUUUACAUCUAAAUGGAUUUUCAAACUUUUCCAUCUAUAUGCAAUUGGUCUUUUAGCUUAAUAUAAUUUAUUGAUUCCCAAAACCAAGCAAGCACAUAUGAUUUGAUGUUAGAUAUUUAUCAAAUCUUGGUAAGAGAUAAUGGAGAUGUAUUAUAACUUCUAUUUAAAAUAAUUUAACAAUAAUAAAGUAUUUUCAUUAACAGUUAUGAUAACUUGUGUACUGACAAGUGUUCAACAAGAAGGCGUCAACAUGUCAAUCAAAUCGGGGAGGGUUCAGCUGUUUAAAGCAGUGUGUGAACCCCAUAUCCAUUCAUGCUUUUCUGCGUGCGCAACUGGUGUACACAAGUCGUAUGCGACAGCAAGUUGGGAGACAUGGUUUUGGGGCAGUAAAAACGGACAAAAGAAAACUUGGUUUACGUGGGUAAACUUCACACACAGCACUUGCUCCGACCAUAGACGCCAAAGUGGCAGGAUUUGCCAAAAAUUGGUGGGGAGAGGGUUCCGGGCUGGGACCGUUGAUGAGUGGACACUCUCGGGGUGGAAAGAUGACAGUGGUGUGCCCAGAGAUCCGGGAUGAAAUAGUGUCCGUCAACCCAAUACAAGAUGACAGCGAUUUGGAGAUAGGAGACCAGGAAUGUAGUGAACGGGUGGUGAUCAAUAUCUCCGGCCUGCGUUUUGAGACCCAGCUGAAAACUCUUGCGCGAUUCCCGAGCACACUACUGGGGGACCCGUGCAAAAGAAUGCGCUAUUACGAUCCGGUGAAAAAUGAGUUCUUUUUCGACAGGAACCGUCCAAGUUUUGAUGCCAUCCUAUACUAUUAUCAGUCCGGAGGGCGUCUCCGGAGGCCUAUCAAUGUGCCGAUCGAUAUGUUCCUGGAAGAAAUUAAAUUUUAUGAGAUCGACGAGGGUGUUGUUGAAAAUCUUGUUGAAGACGAGGGCUUGUCAAGAGAAGAAAAUCGGCCAAUGCCAUCGAAUGAACUUCAGCGUCAAAUAUGGCUGUUGUUUGAAUAUCCCGACAGUUCUGGAGCCGCGAGGAUAGUUGCCAUAGUUUCCGUGUUGGUCAUUUUGACAUCGAUUGUAAUCUUCUGUUUGGAGACUUUACCAGAGUUCAGAGAGGAAAGCAAUGUAUUCAAUAACCACUUUCUGAAUGGGACAACCGUUCCCGAAAAGCACAGUCCUUUCACAGAUCCAUUUUUUCUACUGGAGACGCUCUGUAUAGUGUGGUUCACCUUUGAACUUUUGGUGAGAUUCCUGGCAUGUCCUAGCAAGAUUGCCUUCUACAAAGACAUCAUGAAUAUUAUUGAUGUUGUAGCUAUUGUGCCAUAUGUUGUUACUCUGAGCUUGCUGCUCGCAGAACACAAAGGAAGUCAACAGGCUGCGUAUCUAGCCAUUCUGAGAAUUAUCCGGCUGGUGCGCGUGUUUCGUAUUUUCAAACUCUCCCGCCACUCCAAAGGUCUCCAAAUUUUAGGGCGGACCCUUCACGCAAGCAUGAGAGAACUUGGUCUUUUAAUUUUCUUCCUGAUCAUUGGCAUUGUGCUGUUCGCCAGUGCAGUUUUCUUCGCAGAGGUUGAUGAUCCAGAAUCUGGAUUCCAUAGCAUCCCUGAUGCGUUCUGGUGGGCAGUUGUGACCAUGACGACCGUGGGCUAUGGAGACAUGUGCCCUGUCACUUUGGGAGGAAAACUAGUAGGAUCCAUGUGUGCCAUUGCUGGUGUGCUAACUAUUGCACUGCCCGUACCUGUCAUCGUAUCGAAUUUUAGUUAUUUCUAUCGCAGGGAAAACGACAAGGAGGACAAUAGAAACUACGUCCAUGUCACAUGCGGCCAUGUUCCAACCUAUACCGAAUUGAAGGAGAAUGAUAGUAAGCCUUCUCUUACUAAAUCUGAAUACAUGGAAGGUGACGAUUUGAAUACAUCUAGAUACAUCAACCUCAGUUCUUUUGAGACUUACACUGGGAAGCUGACAGAUGUCUGAGCCCAAAACGAAACACCGAAUGAAGAGUUCAGUUUUGACAUCUGUAGAUAUAUUCUAUUUUUUUUCUCCAAAAUGAUUUGAAAUGAUAAAAAUUCCACUCUUACAGUGAUGUAAUAUUAUAUGAUCAAAAGGUGAAAUUUGUCUUCUUUAGCAUAGGCGCGGUGACGUCCAAAAUUACUCAUAGCCUACCUGUGCAAAAGCUUAGCCUUCUGAGUAGCCGUGACGCUGUGCCUUCGAUAAGCCUUGAUAACCAAGAUUGUGAGGUAAAAGUAGACCCCGAGAGCUGGUGGUGUUCAUCAGUAUACCUAAUUAGGUAACACAGACUAAAGCAGUCUAGCACUGUAGAUCUGACUAUUGUACACUUUGUUUUACCGUCUCGGGGCGCCACCGUGUGGUUAAAUGUUAAACGGCAGGUUCAAGCAACAGAAUUGUUUAAAGUACAAGUUCACUCCAUCCACAGCAUAAUUUACUCCAUUCAAAUAUAUGUGUAUCAUGAUGUAGAUAGGUCCCAAACGGUUCUCUCUUCGUCAGCAUCAACCAUGCAAGGUUGAGGAUAAUUUUAAACAGUUAGAUGGCGUGUUGAGGCAUUUUCAACCCAUAAAAUGCAGAUUUUUAUAAAAAUAUGAAUUUUGUCAAUAUUAAAACCAGCAUUGUGUUUGUGUUUGAUCACAGAAAAGAAAUAUUCAGUUCACAGCUAAAAAAAAAACAUUUAAGGAUGUAGUUUAAAUACCACCGACCAGUUUCAAUUUUUUUGAGGCGCAAUCCCUAUUUUUAAUUGUUAACUAAUGCAGGUGGAAUCCGCAGCACAUUUUGAAAUGUAAAAAAAAAAAAGAAGA